Acyrthosiphon pisum (pea aphid) is the source of this 1917-nucleotide messenger RNA. RefSeq names its product cathepsin D (gene Cathd). Gene Ontology annotation, biological process: proteolysis; cell death. Lineage: Eukaryota; Metazoa; Arthropoda; Insecta; Hemiptera; Aphididae. The record is from RefSeq and is marked validated. Gene Ontology annotation, cellular component: lysosome. The transcript has 9 exons. The coding region runs from base 255 to 1436 and encodes 393 amino acids. Gene Ontology annotation, molecular function: aspartic-type endopeptidase activity.
GAUAAUAACGGAUGACUAUGAACGUUGUGCAUUAAAUAUUGUGCACACUUGUUUUAUUAUAGUCGUAUACUCGUAUUGUCUAUACAUAAUAUAUUAUUAUUGUCGUUUGUUUUUUAUCUGUUAAACCGUUUCCUAUGACUUGCACUAUUUUCGAUUUCGACACACUCUACUACUGCGGUUGUCUGUAGUCGUUGUCACCCAAUUUAUAAAUCGUAUUUUAUUGCCACGACCGUUGUGUACUUGUGUGGUGCACAAUGAGUGCAUUAAAACGUUUAUGUCUGCUGCUGACCACUGUAUUUACAAUUACAGUCACAUUGGUCCAAUGCGAUGGUGAUUUGCUCAGGGUGAAACUCCACAAAAUCGACAGUGUGCGUAAUCAGCUCAGAGGGAGGACUUCCAAUUUGUUUGGCUUUGUUCAACGUCGCUACGAUCCUCUCAAUGCCGAACCAUUGUCCAACUAUUUAGACGCUCAAUACUAUGGACCGAUUACUAUCGGAACUCCUCCUCAACCCUUUAAUGUGGUAUUUGACACGGGUUCGUCAAAUCUGUGGGUGCCAUCAAAACAAUGUAGUGUUUUGAACAUAGCAUGCAUGUUACAUAACAAAUAUAAUAUGGCCAAAUCGACUACAUAUCAAAAGAAUGGAACCGAGUUUUCGAUUCAUUACGGAUCUGGAAGCUUAUCGGGCUACUUGUCUACUGAUGUCAUGUCUAUGGAUGGAACGUCUAUCGUUAAUCAAACUUUUGCUGAAGCAAUCCAAGAACCAGGAUUGGCUUUUGUUGCUGCCAAGUUUGAUGGAAUACUUGGUUUAGGAUACAACACAAUUGCUGUCGAUGGAGUCGUUCCUCCGUUCUACAAUAUGGUUAAUCAGGGCAUUAUUAAAAGUGCCAUAUUCUCAUUUUAUUUGAACAGAGAUCCGUCCAGUACUCCAGGUGGUGAAAUAAUAUUUGGUGGAUCCGACCCUGAAAAGUAUACUGGACCCUUUACCUAUGUUCCCGUUACCAGACAUGGUUAUUGGCAGUUUGGUCUAGAUGAAGUUAUUGUUGGCAAUACAUCAAUUGUGAGUGGAGCCCUUCAAGCAAUUGCUGAUACUGGCACCAGUUUGAUUGCUGGACCCGUUGACAAUAUUAAACAAAUUAAUGAGCUUCUUGGUGGAACUGCCAUACCGGGAGGAGAAUAUAUUAUUGCAUGUGAUCAAAUUGAUAAUUUGCCUGUUUUGUCAUUUGUAAUUGGUAGCACAACAUUUAAGCUUGAAGGAAAAGACUACAUACUGAAGGUGUCUCAAUUUGGAAAAACCAUUUGCCUAUCUGGUUUUAUGGGUAUUGAUAUUCCUCCUCCAAAUGGUCCAUUGUGGAUAUUGGGAGAUGUCUUCAUCGGUCGUUAUUACACCGAAUUUGAUCUAGAAAACAACAGAGUUGGUUUUGCCAAUUGCAAAUAAGAUGCUUGUAAUCAAUGUGUACAAUAACCAAACUUGGUUUGGUAUGCAGAAAUUAAUGAACUGAAUAAGCAAAGCUAUAUUUUAUUUUAAUGUUUUAAUAUUUUUUUUUUUAUAAUUAAAAAUUAUCAUUGAAAUAUUAAAACUUUCAGACUUUUUAGUCAGGGACGAUUUUUAAAAUAAGAGGAGGGGUGUAGUCUAUAAAAUGUUCAUCUAGAUUUAGAAUUUUUAAUUUUUAAAUGUCGGACCAAAUUGCAAAUCCUUAUUAAUAGUCUAAUAUGCUGCAAAAUAUGGGUGUUUCUCAACCCUCCUCUAAUUUGUCCCUGUUGUUUGUGACACUUGUCACUUUUUAUGUUAUAUUAAGACUAAUAAUAUAUAAUUUUCUGUAUUUAGAAAAUAUGUUAAAUAAAUUAUAUAUAAUAUGUAAUGAGUGUUUGUGAAACAAAAUUUAAAUGUCAAUAAAAUAAAUAUAUUAUAUCCAAUA